This is a messenger RNA of Marasmius oreades (fairy-ring Marasmius), 2530 nucleotides long. RefSeq lists its product as uncharacterized. The coding region runs from base 118 to 2361 and encodes 747 amino acids. NCBI's taxonomy places the organism in Eukaryota, Fungi, Basidiomycota, Agaricomycetes, Agaricales, Marasmiaceae. The transcript is spliced from 4 exons. The record is from RefSeq and is a predicted model, not a curated record.
AUUGUUCUCUUCGACAAAGGCGACAAUGAGAACAAUGGCUUCGAUGCCACUGCUUGGACCAUCUCUCAGUACAUAUGCCCGGCUCAUGUUCAUUGUCGCUCUUAUUCACCAACUCCCAUGUUCUCGCUACAAGUCUUUCUGACUUUUUGCGCCCUGAUAGCGACAGUAGUCGCUCAGAACUCUCCAGUUGUAGUCUGCGUUGCAGGCCAAUGUUUACAAGGAUUCUCUAAUGCUACAAUUGGAACGGUAAUCUCUGGCGCGCCGUCAAGCGCGCUACUACUCCCUGGCCAAUAUACAUCAACAACAAACCCUCAAUUCCUCCACGAUCUCCUGCUUUCUUCAAAUACAUCAUUAUCACCUUCACCUGGCUUUGAAUCGUCAUCUUCAUCCCGAAAUUUGCCACUGAACGUCGCACUUUCACCCGGCUUGGCGAUUUACUCCCAAUCACCGUACAGUGGAACAGCAGCGUUCACUUCGUUACCCACAACACCUCUCCGAAAUUCAUCCACACCAAUUCAGGCCAGCUCUAUCUCCAUCUCAUCCAACACAUGGGCUGCAGUAACGAUUGCUGGCAGCUCUCGAGUCAUCAUUUGGGAUGGAAUCCCAGACGUUUCUCAACUACCCAUUACCGGCUCUUUCUCCCUUACCGACCUCCAAUCCGCCGCUUGUUCUCCACCAUGUUCUGGAUCAGGUGUCUGCUCUCCUUCAGGUACAUGUACUUGUCCUGCAGGUUUCACCGGUUCAGCUUGCGAGGCAUGUGCGAAAGGAUUUUUCGGUUCCCAAUGCCAGCCUUGUCCAACUGGUUGUACGUCUUGCGAUGAAGGCAUAAGUGGAUCCGGACGGUGCCUCACUCCGACGGCCGCGAACCCACCUUCAUCGUGUAACUGCCUCAACGGACAAUGUGCCACUGCCGGUGGCGGAUGCACAUGUAACGCUGGAUGGACGACCGCUGAUAAUGGCACCCAAUGCGCAAAGUGUUCACCUGGGUUUUUCCUUACUUCGACCGGGGAUUGUAAAGCGUGUCAGCUGGGAUGCACGGCUUGUGUGGAUGGAACUGGGGUUUGUCAGACGUGUAAGGCUGGAUUUUCCCAAGAUGGGAAUGAUAAAACGAAGUGUAACCCCGGGAAGAGUUCCACGAAUACCGGAACCGUGUGUCCUGAUGGGAGCUUUGGCGAUGGAACGAAAUGCUCGGCGUGCUCCCCAAGUUGCACGACCUGCACAGGGCCGACUUCCAACGAUUGCGUUAUCUGUGCGGCGGGCACUUAUGCCUUCAACGGUGGUUGUGUAGCUGCUGAUGGGAAUGGGGUCUGCGCGGGUACAAAGUUGAUUGCGGACAAUAAUAAGAAAGAAUGUGAUGCUUGUGGUGCCGCUUGCACUUCAUGUGCUAUUCCGAACUUCACCGUUGCUUCGACUGUGAACGAGCUCCGUUGCACUGGUUGCCUUCCGGGCUCGUUUUUACACGAUGGGAAAUGCAUCGCUAGUUGCCCCCAAGGAACGUUUGUUGAUCCAAAGGACAACAUAACAUGUACCGCUUGCGACUCUUCUUGCAGCACCUGCGUCGGAUCACCCACCUUCUGCCUCUCCUGUUCCUCCACCUCAUCCCUCGCUUCUCCAGAUGGCACCUGCGUAUCCACCUGCCCACCCAAUACCUUCCAAAACCCCACUACUCGACGUUGCACAUCAUGCCAUCCCGACUGUCAAUCCUGUUCCGGUAGUUCCUUCGACCAGUGUUCGUCAUGUCCUCGUGAACGUCCUGUACUGGUAAACGGCCGAUGCCUACCUACAUGCAGCAAAACCGAGUUUUUCGAUGGCGUUCGAUGUCAACCUUGCGAUUCAACGUGUGCGAGUUGUUCCGCGGCUGGACCUGACAAGUGUCUAUCGUGCUCUUCGAGUGCUUCGCAAGUAGUGAAAGGUGGGAGAUGUGUAGAUGCUGGGUGUACGAACAGUACGUCUGUCGUAUCUGGCUUGGGCGUAUGCCUUUCUUCCCUUGUCACUGUGCCGCCUUCUGGCGGAGAAUUGCCAGUUAUUCCGGGGUUGAGUAACCCAACGGUUAUCGUCCGGAAAGCUAAAUUGGAGUGGUGGCAGAUCUUACUUAUGGUGUUGGGAUGCGUGUUCAUAUUCGUGGUCGUCGUUGUGUUGUGGAGGAGGAGGAUGAGGAAGAAGAGGGCUCAUGAGACGAAUGAGUUUGCGAAGGCGAGGAAGUUGGAUACUGGUGCGGGGUGGAGAUAUAGGAUGGUUCGGUUUGGCGAGAGGUUGUUUGGACACCGGCCUAGUCAGAGGGUGUAUCCUGAGGAUGUCGAGAGAGGAGUAGGGGUUGAGAUGAGGAGUAAUAAUAAUCCCUUCACGAGGGGAACUGCUUAAAGGAACAUUUCUAGCUAAUCGAUUCAUUACUUUCAUCCUAUUCGGACAUUUGGAAAGGUUCUAUGUAUCAAUAAUUCAUUACUUGUAAUAGUAGUGUACUGUUUAUGUGAAUUCGUACGUACUCAACGACUGCAUAUUGUCAUGUAAUCUGUGUUUGAGUAGAAAGUCG